Gryllus bimaculatus (two-spotted cricket) is the source of this 1518-nucleotide messenger RNA. NCBI's taxonomy places the organism in Eukaryota, Metazoa, Arthropoda, Insecta, Orthoptera, Gryllidae. The record is from the annotation of a GenBank genome assembly.
AUGGAGCAAGGCGGGAGUACUGUGGGGUCCCAGGUGCCUGCUGCAAUGGUGUUUCGUCCGACAUACGAAGAAUUCAAAGAUUUUAAUUUGUUCAUUCAACAUAUCGAAUCUUUGGGUGCCCAUAAAGCAGGUUUGGCUAAAAUCAUCCCUCCUGUGGAAUGGAAACCCAGGAGCACUAAUUAUGAUAUGAAGAAUAUUGAUAUGACUAUACCUGCCCCUACUGUACAGAAGGUGGAUGGACAAGAUGGACUGUACACGCUAGAAAGUGUUGAAAGGAAACCGAUGACCGUGAAAGAAUACCGCGCAAUAGCCCUGAGUGAUACGUAUGGAGCACCCACGCACACCCGCCCAGAUGACCUAGAAAUGCUAUAUUGGAACAGAAUAAAAUAUUCUACUCCAAUGUGUGGUUCGCAUGUCGUGGGAACUCUUAUGGAUGAUGAACUACAGGAGUGGAAUUUUUGUGCCCUUGGCAGCAUAUUGGAUGUAGGUCUUAAAAUUUGUGAUGUUGGAUUAAACACUCCAAGACUGAAUUUUGGUAUGUUUAAAACAUCGCUUCCUUGGUGUAUAAAAGAAAUGGAUUUGUAUAGUGUUAAUUAUCUUCACUUCGGUUCCCCAAGAACAUGGUAUUCAAUUCCUCCACAGUACGGUUUCCGUUUUGAAUGUUUAAUGAACGAGGUCUUUCCAAAUACCUCAAAGAAAUGCCCGGCGUUUCUUCGUCACCGAAAGACUUUGAUAUCUCCACAAGUGCUAAAGAAAUACAAAAUACCGUAUAAUAUAAUAACACAAAAAGCUGGCGAAUUUGUGAUAACAUUUCCUUACGGCUAUCAUUCAGCUUUUGAUCAUGGUUUUAACUGCAUUGAGUCCACACACUUUGCUACAACCCGGUGGAUUGAUUACGGAAAGAGAGUUCCUGAAUGCACCUGCGGCAAAGAUUCCAUAACGGUAGAUUUGGACCCUAUUGUGGAGCUUUACCAACCCGACCGCUAUGUGCGUUGGCUGGAAGGAAAAGAGGAGGAGAUACAUCCUGAAGAUCCAAGGUUUGCUGCUACGGUAAACAACCCUUACGCCAACAGGGGCGUUCAGUCCACCGAAGAGAAUUCUCAAAGGGAACAGCAACCAAGGCGACGAAGGAGACGCAGAGAACUUCCAUAUGAUGCCGCAGCGCUGCAAGAAGUGUUGAACGUGGUCGUGGAAAGCGCUGCAUUUCAAGAAAACAACUUGCCAGAAAGGUUCGAUGAUUUUGAAGCAGAAUUGCAAGAAGAGAGUUCGCGACAAAACGAAGAGAAUGACGAUCCCGUUCAAGCCGUGUGGAUGGUUGUGGAUGACGAAUCUGAUGAGUGGCCUAGUGAUCCUGAAUUGUAUUUGCUCAAUGGUGUAUUUUGGUUAGAAAUUUAUAGCAUUUUACUUUGGGAAGUGGGUGGAGGCUUACCCAACAAUAUCCAUAUGAGUCAUCACAGCGAAGUAGCACUGGUAUUAUAUCCUACAAAUGACACUGAAGUUGGCGACAAUGCUAUAUAG